Thunnus maccoyii (southern bluefin tuna) is the source of this 2720-nucleotide messenger RNA. RefSeq names its product solute carrier family 7 member 11 (gene slc7a11). The record is from RefSeq and is a predicted model, not a curated record. The transcript is spliced from 13 exons. The coding region runs from base 672 to 2183 and encodes 503 amino acids. Gene Ontology annotation, biological process: amino acid transmembrane transport. Gene Ontology annotation, cellular component: membrane. Gene Ontology annotation, molecular function: L-amino acid transmembrane transporter activity. NCBI's taxonomy places the organism in Eukaryota, Metazoa, Chordata, Actinopteri, Scombriformes, Scombridae.
UGUGCUGUCCUAUCACGGCUUGUUCCUGCUGGUUGUCAUUGAUGUAUCUAUUCCGGGACAAACACAGAGGCGGAUAAUGAAUGAAAACAGGAAAACAGACAGAAGAUAAACCGGAGAGCCAGCAGAGACGCGGAAGUAGGUGAGGUGUGUUUGAAAACCCUCUCUGCAAUGUCAUCAUUACAUCGCACCAAAGGAGUGCAACAGCUCACCUCAGUGACGCACAGCUGGUUUUAGAGGCAGAACUACAGAGAUAAUUAAAAGCGAGAGAGAGGGAGGGACUUCAGAAGUAAGUAAACCAAACUCAGGAUAACACGUCAAUACAGACGAGAGUAACAGACAAAGAGGCACUGGAAAGUUUGGUAAAGUUAAAGAGGUGAAGAGCAUGCACCCGGGGCUGUAGAGGGAGAUUAGUGAGCGGGGCAUGAAUGACAAUAAGAGAGAAAGGGAGGACAGAGAGAGAGAAAGAGAGGGAGCCUGAGGAGGACUUUCCCCCCCUGGAAUCUAGUUUUACUUCCACUGUUGUAACUUUGCCUGCCCCAGUCACACCGGCAGACAGCAGAGGGACCAGUCACAGGUGAAACACACUUUGAGUCCAUUCUAAAAAAAAAAGAGAGACUGUGUGUGUGUGUAUGUGUGUGUGUGUGUGUGUGUAUUAGACAGUGUUUAAAAAGAUGACCAAAAGGUCUACAUCUAGUCAAAAAGAUGGAGGAGUCUCAGCAAACGGACACAAAGUUUCCCAAAACGGGAGACAGUCAGAUCCCAGCGGGCAACUCCUGGAGAAGGACGAUAAAAAGGUGGGACUGGGGAAGAAGGUGACCCUUCUCCGAGGGAUCUCAGUCAUCAUCGGGACCAUCAUCGGAGCGGGCAUCUUCAUCUCUCCAAAGGGAAUCCUUAAGAACUCGGGCAGUGUGGGAAUGUCUUUGAUAGUGUGGAUCGCUUGCGGUGUGCUGUCGCUCUUCGGAGCCCUGUCUUACGCUGAGCUGGGGACUUGUAUUAAGAAGUCUGGUGGACACUACACAUAUAUACUGGAAGCUUUUGGACCACAGAUGGCUUUCAUAAGACUAUGGGCUGACCUCAUUGCUAUAAGGCCUGCAGCAAUGGCAGUCAUCUCUCUGGCCUUUGGUCAGUACAUCCUGGAGCCUCUGUUCAUGCCCUGUGAUAUUCCCCCUAUCGCUGUCAAACUGGCCACCGCCAUCGGCAUCACUUCUGUUAUGUACCUGAACAGUAUGAGUGUGACGUGGACAGCCAGGAUUCAAAUCUUUCUCACCUUCAGCAAGCUUCUGGCCAUUGGCAUCAUCAUAGUGCCUGGAAUGUAUCAGCUCUUCAAAGGGGAGACCAGACAUUUUCAGAAUGCCUUUGAUCUGAACAAUGUAAAGCUGUCUGGUAUGCCACUGGCCUUCUACUCUGGGAUGUAUGCAUACGCUGGGUGGUUUUACCUGAACUUUGUGACAGAGGAGGUAGAAAACCCUGAGAGGACUGUGCCAUUAGCUAUCUGCAUCUCCAUGGUGAUUGUGACUUCCUGCUAUGUUCUGACCAAUGUGGCGUACUACACCGUGAUGUCAGCUGAGGAGCUCCUGGCCUCAGAGGCUGUCGCUGUGACUUUUGCAGACAAGCUGUUGGGGAAUUUUUCAAUAGCAGUGCCUGUGUUUGUGGCCUUGUCCUGCUACGGCUCCAUGAAUGGCUGCCUGUUUGCCUUGUCAAGGAUGUUCUUUGUGGCAUCACGUGAAGGACAACUCCCCGAGGUUUUGUCCAUGAUCCACGUCCGCAGACACACUCCACUGGCUGCUGUCCUCAUACUGUACCCAAUGACCAUGCUCCAGCUGUUUGUGGGAGAUAUCUACAGCCUGUUGAACUUCAUGAGCUUCCUGCGGUGGCUGUUCAUCGGUGUGGUAGUACUGGGUUUGAUCUACCUCCGAUACACCCAGCCUGACCUCCCCCGCCCCUUUAAGGUACCGCUCUUCAUCCCAGUGGUGUUUUGUCUCACAUGCUUCUUCAUGGUCUUCCUGUCUCUGUACUCGGACCCAGUCAACACAGGGAUUGGAUUUGCCAUUUCCCUUACUGGCAUCCCCGCCUACUAUAUCUUCAUUUACUUCGACCACAGACCAAAGUGGCUUCAGAGGGCUUUAGAUUCCUUCAACAGAACCUUACAGAUCCUCCUGGAGGUCGUUCCUGCUGAGCAGUAAUGGUCCCCUACUGACGCUCCUAAACUUAUUAUGUUUUUGUCUGCUGAUAUCUGGAAACAGAACUGGAAACGGUGUGAAAUUCUUGUUUUUACUCUUUGGUAACAUUUCUGUGAAUGAAACUCACCCACAAACAGAAGCUGAACACGAAGCCUUACAUUUUAGAGGCAUUGAUUAAGCUAACGAUCACAUCUCAUGAACGUUCAUCUCCUCAUAAACAGGUGACAUUCAUCAGUUGAAUCCAACUUGGAGUACUUUUAUGAGCAAACCUCACAGAAAAAAGUCAGAGGGUUUUAGGAUAAGAAUAUGAAAAUGUUCUUGCAUGAGACUGUCUGGAUGAAUGUGGUUUAUUAUAGAGUAUGACACUGAUUGUUUUUAGAGAGACUUGUCCCGAGUUACCACUGUUUUCUUGAAUUAUAAGCUACUACAAACUCAAAGGUGCACCAGUCACAGAAAGAUGUUAAAUAAGCAUCAUGUCUUAAAUUUGAAAUGUCAUGCCUUAUCAAUAAAAACUAAGCAAAAAAAUUUGCAAAUUCCCAG